Messenger RNA from Diabrotica balteata, 792 nucleotides. The record is from the annotation of a GenBank genome assembly. NCBI's taxonomy places the organism in Eukaryota, Metazoa, Arthropoda, Insecta, Coleoptera, Chrysomelidae.
CUUCUACUGGUUGUCUGUUGUUUUGCACCUGAACUUUGACAGAUUAGAUUUAUAUAUUUUGAAAAAGCUACAACUUUCAGACAAAAACUCUGUUUUAGAAAAGUAAAACUGGCUAAUUACGGCGAUAUGGAUGUAGAUCCGACUCCAGGUAAUUCCGGUGGUUUACCCACUUCAUUAGUCUUACAAACAUUACCAAAAAUAGAUGAAGAUCAUAUACUAAGUUCGAAACCUCCAAAGGAGAGGAUUUUAGAAAUGCUAGAUCUACUGGAGAGCCAUGUUGAGAAAUUGAGGAAAAAUGCUAGUCAAAUAGAAGAAGAUAAAGAUGCCCUUUUGUGCACUCUUGAUUCUGUUCUAAAUGCUGAUCUUAUGUAUAGUCUCGAAGCUAAUGAUAGGGACGAUGUAACCCGAUACGCCGAUCGAGUCAUGAACAGAUGCCUAACUGUAGAAGUUAAAGUACAUACCCACAGAGAUAAAUUGCAAGAAGAAGCCCUGUUCCAAGUUAACCGCUUGAUCGAUGGACUCGUCAUGGGGCUCAAAUCUGACGCUGAAUUGGCUAGAUCUAAAUGUGAAAGUUAUAUGAAUGCCUGUUCUGCUAGUGUUGUCACAGGCGCCACAGACAAGAACUUCGAAUCAACUCUUCUGGGCUGUACGGUAGACGAUCAGAAAAAGGUCAAAAGACGACUUCAGGGACUGCUCAACUACUUCGAAAAGUUAGAAGUAGUGUCGUUAGAAGAAAUGAAUUGUUAAACAUAGUUAGUUAAUUAUUAUACAAUGAAGACUGCUAAACUUUAC